UUCACCUUAUUUGACAUAAUGACGUGGUGAACUGUGCGUGAAAAAAGAACAAUAAAUUACCGAUGCCGACACAAUAAAUAUAAUCUAAAUUAUUAGUCAGUUAAUAUUUACGAGCAACGGGACACUUGUUCAAACACUACAGCGCGAAUAAUAGCGGACAGAAGUAGGCGUUGCUAUUUGAAAUACACAGUCGACACGAAGCGAAACGAGCAUUUUCUAUGAGCAAGAGGAAGAAGGUCGAUCAGGCGGUGGAGAACGUCUGACCAAUCAACAAGGCAAUGAAAUAAUUUUAACGUUCAACGUGUGCUUCUUGCCCAUUUUGUGUUUGCUUCUGUUAUUUACAUCUAAAUCAAUAGCUGACGACGACAUUUCAAGAACAGCAACAGUCAUAGUCACAAAACAACAACAGCAGCAGAGCGCAGCAACAAGAACGAAAGAGAGAUAGAGAGAGAAACGACGAAAGAGCGGUUUAUUGGUUUGUGGGGUUAUUGGAGGGAUUGCAGAGGCGCUUAGUUUAGACACGCUGUACCAACAACAACAAUGAUGAACGAAGACAGCGGCACCGCGUCGACGUCGUCGUCGAGUGGCGGAGGUGGCGUUAAAAAGUUCUUUCUGCGUUUAUCACAGACAUACCAAUCUACACUUGAUCGCUCCACGCCGCAUACACGAAUGCGUUGGGUAUUUGCCGGCUUUCUGUUGUUUCUCUUCGUUUUGCGCAUCUUCAUCUAUCAGGGCUGGUACAUUGUCUGCUACGCUCUGGGCAUCUAUCACCUGAAUCUGUUUAUUGCAUUUCUUACGCCAAAAAUCGAUCCCGAAUUCGAUCCUUAUGCGGUGGACGACGAGGACGAGGGACCCAAUUUACCGACGCAUAGCAAUGAGGAGUUUCGUCCAUUCAUCCGUCGGCUGCCCGAAUUCAAGUUCUGGCUGUCAGUAGCGAAGAGCACAGCGAUUGGAUUAUUCUGCACGUUCUUUGACUUCUUCAAUGUGCCCGUAUUUUGGCCCAUACUGGUCAUGUACUUUAUCACACUGUUCUGCAUCACAAUGAAGCGACAGAUCAAACAUAUGAUCAAGUACAAGUAUUUGCCAUUCACACGCAAUAAGCCCCGCUAUCAGCGUGUCAAUCAACCUGCGGGCGCUUCCAGCAAUGUUGGCGGUGGCGCUGGUAAUUCAAAGUGACAAUUAGCCGCACAGACGCCGGACACACAAGCGACAACAACAGCAGCAGCAGCGCCGACGACGACGUCAGCAACGACUGCGACUGCAACUAUCGAUAACUCAGCAGCGGGAUCAUUGGCAGCAGCGGGGACGACAACAACAACUGUCGGCAACCCAAAACCACCGCAGAUUAUAGCAAUUGAGGAUUACUAACUAGCAAGUUAAAUCAGAGUAACUACAACAACACCAACAACAACAAACCCAAGCAAAUUCAUGUAAUCACAACAUCAUUUAUUUUGUUUUAGUUUUGAUAUUCAUUCAUUACAUUCGACAGCAUCGCAUACGGUUUUGUUUAUAUUUUGAUUUAACACUACGGACUAUUGAGUUUAUUGAGUUGUCGUGCGGCGUUUUGUGCAAAGCAUUGUUUUAUUGUUUAAUUAUAUAUUUAUUAUUUUAACAUGCA
Molecule: messenger RNA, 1618 nt
Organism: Drosophila albomicans
Lineage: Eukaryota; Metazoa; Arthropoda; Insecta; Diptera; Drosophilidae
Product: protein RER1
Exons: 2
Coding region: 541-1176 (211 amino acids)
Biological process (GO): protein retention in ER lumen; retrograde vesicle-mediated transport, Golgi to endoplasmic reticulum
Cellular component (GO): Golgi membrane
Source: RefSeq, a predicted model, not a curated record